Saccostrea echinata is the source of this 1694-nucleotide messenger RNA. RefSeq lists its product as uncharacterized. The transcript has 3 exons. The record is from RefSeq and is a predicted model, not a curated record. The coding region runs from base 285 to 1526 and encodes 413 amino acids. NCBI's taxonomy places the organism in Eukaryota, Metazoa, Mollusca, Bivalvia, Ostreida, Ostreidae.
AACAUCGUCUGUUAUGUCAGCAAUAUCUCGUGCGUGUAUGCCGGGGUUACUGUCUAACUAGGAUGUAUUCUAUAGUGUAAGGGGUUAACAUGCACUUCACAUCAUAAGAUGAUAAAACAUUGAGAAGUGAAAAUUUUGCAUAUGGGUUGGGACCUAUUCUGCCAGUAUAUUACACAUAUCUAUGAACUGAUAAAGAUAAUUUAAAUAUGCAGAACAUUAUGAAUAUGUGUUUAAAUGAAAAUUUAUGUUUGUUAAGAGUCAUGCUAAUUUGAUUGCAGCACUUUAUGAAUGGCUGUGGUCCUACACCAACAUAUCCUGACCCCAUUCCUCUGACUAACAGUAGCAGCACACCCAAGCCAUCCAGACCCCCUCCAAAGAACAGAGGAAUCCUUAACAAUCAGUCAAGUAAAUUAGAAAAUCAUGAAGACCAUGGAGAACAAUAUGAUGAAUCUACUCAUCAUAUGACUGGUUUGUCAACAUGCACUCAAACUGAGGAAAAAUGGGUUGAACCUAUGGAUGUUUUACUACUGGCUGCAGAAAACAAGAAAUUUUUGGAGGAAAAUAAAAGCUUAAAUGGUAAACUUCAGGCUGUAUAUGGAGCAUAUGAUCAACUUCAUCGGAAGACCUACACAGAGAAGAGAAAUGUAAAAUUGCAAGCUGAACUUUCACAGGAAUUUAAUGUUGAUGUCAUCAUUCAUGACGCAAAACAAUUCAAAUAUUACACAGGUUUGACACCUGAUCAGUUCCUUGGUGUAUAUGUUUUUUUGGUACCGAAUGAUCAAGUUAUCCCAAUACAGUUUCCAACUAACAGAACAGAAGAAGUCAUGACAUUGACGUUGAAAAAUCAUUUAUUUUUAACAAUUAUGAAAUUGAGAUACGAUUUUCAUUAUUCUGACUUGGCUUUCAGAUUUAGAAUUAGUAAACAGACAACAAGUGUUAUUUUUACAUACUGGAUCAAUUACAUGUUUUUGAGAUUUGGAGAGCUUUCCAUCUGGCCUCAUAGAAAUGUCAUCAAAGAAAAUAUGCCAUCCAAAUUUAAAGAAGAAUUUCCGACAACUUUUGGUAUUCUUGACUGUACGGAAAUAAAAAUAAACAAACCAGCAUCUCUUAAGGCCCAAUCACAAACCUACAGCGACUAUAAAAGCUGCAAUACUAUGAAAGGUUUAGUAGUGUGUGAUCCAAGAGGUUCAGUUACGUUUGCUUCAAUGUUAUUUAGUGGUGGUAUAUCUGAUAAGGACAUUUUUGUUCAAUCGAAAUUUGAAGACAUGCUUAAAGACUUGCUGGAUGAGGGAUACCUACUCCAAGGAGAUGGACUCAUGGCAGAUAAAGGAUUCAACAUUGAAGAGGAAGUAGAGAAAUGUGGGCUGCAAUUAAACAUACCACCCUUUGCAACCAUUGGAAAACGAAUGUCCAAGAGUGAUGCUUUACUUACCAAGAAAAUUGCUAAACACAGAGUCCAUGUUGAAAGAGCUAUUGAGAGAAUCAAACGUUUUAAAAUUUUAUCUGGAAAAUUUAAACUUUCUUAAUUCACUUUGAUUAACCAAAUAUGGUAUGUCUGUGCAAUGCUUUCAAAUUUUUUUUGUUCCUUGCAUUAAAAACAAAACCUGAGUCAAUGCUUUUAAAUUUGAAUAGAUAUUAACGUGCAAUUUCACAACAGAGCAUUUUCUUGUCAAAGUGCAUUAUCCCAGUAUAUA